Messenger RNA from Glycine soja, 699 nucleotides. RefSeq lists its product as uncharacterized. Lineage: Eukaryota; Viridiplantae; Streptophyta; Magnoliopsida; Fabales; Fabaceae. The transcript has a single exon. The record is from RefSeq and is a predicted model, not a curated record. The coding region runs from base 64 to 567 and encodes 167 amino acids.
AUUAUAGUUAUACCAUGCUUGAUAUCAUAUGUUGUCUAGCAUCACCUUUGUUGGUGUUUCAACAUGGAGAAAUUGUUUCAAGUUAAACGCAAUUUCUUGAAGUUUCUGACAAAACAACCUGCGGCGGCUUUGGUGGUGGCCUUUCAGAACCCGACUAGGAUGAGUCCAUGUCGAUCACCCGCACGUGUGGUUUCGAUAAUUCCGAAGGAAGCGCGUAGGAAGCACAAGGGCGAAACCUUUAGCGCGAGAGAGCCCACAUCGCCCAAAGUGUCGUGCAUGGGCCAAGUUCAGGGCAAGAAGAGGAAGGCCCGAAAACAGAAAAGGGCCCAGGCCCAGGACCAGGCCCAGGCCCAUAAGGAUCCAACCAAAAACACUAACUCAAUUGGUGAAAAGAAGGAGAUUUUGCUUUGGAUUCAGAAGGGAAGUGAUGAGGGGCGAAAGCGUAAGGUGUUGGAAGAGAAGAGGGCAUCGGGCACGGUGGAAGCCCCGUCGUUGAAUACGAUGAAGAAAUUUGCUAGUGGAAGAGGAUCUUUGUAUGAUUUUGAUGUUACAAUUGCAGAAAGGUGAAUGUCACUUUCAUUGGCUGUAAACAAAAAUAAUAAUACAUGUUUUCUAUUUUCCCUUUUUCUUUUUUCAUCAUUAAACUUGUAAAUUAUGUUUGAAUUUUAUAGAUGAAAUGAUGAAAGCUUAUUCAUUUAA